Molecule: messenger RNA, 2070 nt
Organism: Halteromyces radiatus
Lineage: Eukaryota; Fungi; Mucoromycota; Mucoromycetes; Mucorales; Cunninghamellaceae
Product: POT family-domain-containing protein
Exons: 5
Coding region: 25-1770 (581 amino acids)
Biological process (GO): transmembrane transport; oligopeptide transport
Cellular component (GO): fungal-type vacuole; plasma membrane
Molecular function (GO): dipeptide transmembrane transporter activity; tripeptide transmembrane transporter activity
Source: RefSeq, a predicted model, not a curated record
UUUUUUUUUUUGUUCUUUUGAAUCAUGUCGGAAAAACAAGAAGUAGUCUCUGUUCAACAGACUUCUUACGAAUAUGAAAUUCAAGAAAAACGCGAAACAGAAACUCAAAUCCAUGAUCAUCAUCAAGAAGAACACCCUGAACCUACUGAAGAAGAAUGGAAAACUUUACCUGAAGUCGCAGAUAGUAUUCCCAAAUCUGCCUAUCUUGUUAUCUUGAUUGAAUUUUGUGAACGUUUCACUUACUAUGGUUUAUCUGGUCCCUUCCAAAAUUAUGUUCAAAAUCCUGCUUCUGAUCAUUUUCCAGCUGAUCAUCCUGGUGCUAUGGGUCGAGGUCAACAAACUGCUACAGCUCUCACUACUUUCUUCCAAUUCUGGUGUUACAUUACACCCAUCAUUGGUGCCAUAAUUGCUGAUCAAUUCCUUGGCAAAUACAAGACCAUUGUACUUUUCGCUCUCAUAUAUAUGGUUGGUUUGAUUAUUUUGACCUGUACUGCUAGUCCUGCUGCCAUCUCCAAUGGUGCUACUUUCCCCGGUUUCAUCGUUUCCCUUAUCGUCAUCGGUCUAGGUACUGGGGGUAUCAAGGCCAAUGUAUCACCACUUGUUGCCGAACAAUAUCGAUCAAGGAAUGCCUAUGUCAAGACUUUGACCAAUGGUAAACGGGUUAUCGUCACUCCUCAGGCUACUUAUCAAAAAAUUUUCAACAUGUUUUACUGGGGUAUCAAUGUUGGUUCCUUAUCUGCCAUCGCCACUACUGAAUUGGAAAAGAACGUUGGUUUCUGGGCCGCUUAUCUCUUACCUACCUGUAUGUUUGUCCCUUGUAUCAUUGUUGUACUUCUUGGUCGUAAUCAAUACGUUCAAAACCCUCCUCGUGGUUCUGUCUUUGUGGAAGCUGGUAAACUCUUCAUGUUCAGUCGAAAGGUCACUGGUGGUUUGGAAGCAUGCAAGCCCUCUUUACUUCAAAUUAGUCAUCCUGAACUCGCUGCCAAAGCUACCUGGGAUGAUAUCUUUGUUGAUGAAUUGAAACGUACAUUGAAGGCAUGUAUUGUAUUCUGUUGGUACCCUAUCUAUUGGUUGUGUUAUUCUCAAAUUACCAACAAUUUGAUCUCUCAAGCUGGUACGAUGUUGACGGGCAAUGUGCCAAACGAUAUUAUGCAAAAUAUUGAUCCUUUAGUACUAAUCAUUACGAUCCCCAUCAUGGACCGUAUCGUUUAUCCUGCUCUUCGUAAAUUCGGUAUUCCUAUGCGACCUAUUUUCCGUAUUACACUUGGUUUUCUUUUCGGUGCUAUUGCUAUGGGUUAUACUGCUGGUAUCCAAUCGAUGAUUUACAAUACUCCUCCUUAUUAUAACUACCCCUCUGAAGGUGAAACAGGACAAAACUGGAUUUCUGCUGGUUAUCAAAUCCCCUCUUAUGUGUUUAUCGCUUUGUCUGAAAUCUUUGCAUCCAUCACUGGUCUUGAAUAUGCUUACAAGAAGGCUCCUCAAUCCAUGAAGUCCAUUGUUAUGGCUUUGUUCUUAUUCACCAAUUGUUUCGCAUCCAUUUUGGCCUUCGCUCUUGUAUCUGUUACCGUCGAUCCCAAACUUCACUGGAUGUAUACUGGUGUUGCCUGUGCUGCGUUUGUAUGUGCCGUCCUCAUCUACAUUAUUCAUGGAAAGAAUGACGCUAGUGAUGUUGAAGAAGAUGCUAUUGGACGAAAUGAUGAUCAAGCUGAAGCUUAUGGAAAGCACAAGUCUGCCAUCAUUGAAUAUGAAGCUGAAAAGGGUGGUGUUUAAUAUAUUGUUAUUAGUGUUUUAUUCAAGAGUGUGAUGAAUCAUUGAUUGAUUGAUCCCUUGUAUUUUUUUUUUUUUUGUUAUUUAUAUACAUAUAUAUUAUUUUACUUCAAGUGAUUCACUUAUUAUUUACUAUUUAUUUGUACUUCUUUAUUAAAGCAAAACUAUUUUUUUUUCUAUUUCUACCUUCAUCAUUUUGAAAAGUAAUAUUUUAUACCGUUAUCUUUUUACUGUAAACACAGACAAUAAUCAAAUAAACUUUUUUUUGACUUUAUUUGAUGUCCUUUUUUGGGAUAAUCCCAC